Molecule: messenger RNA, 822 nt
Organism: Caenorhabditis briggsae
Lineage: Eukaryota; Metazoa; Nematoda; Chromadorea; Rhabditida; Rhabditidae
Exons: 4
Coding region: 1-822 (273 amino acids)
Biological process (GO): phospholipid transport
Cellular component (GO): cytoplasm
Molecular function (GO): phosphatidylinositol binding; phosphatidylcholine intramembrane carrier activity; phosphatidylcholine binding
Source: RefSeq, a predicted model, not a curated record
AUGAUUAUAAAGGAAUACCGUAUCCCAUUGCCGCUCUCUGUGGACGAGUUCGAGCGUGGCCUACUGUACGCAGUUUCCGCUUGCAGUCGUAAUGAAACGGGUGGUGGUGAGGGAGCCGAAUUCCUUGAGCAACGAGAAUUCACUAGUGAUGAUUUGCGUCCCGGACAGACUGUCACCGGCACAUAUACCAAAAAAAUCUACCGCCUCCGUUCGAAAGCUCCAUGGGUGCUCCAGAAGCUUCUGCCGCCAGAGGCUUUCGAGAUUCACGAGGAGAGCUGGAACGCAUAUCCAUACUGUAAAACGGUGCUUACGAACCCGGGAUACAUGAAAGAGAACUUCCAUCAAGUCAUUGAAACUCUCCAUUUACCAGACAACGGAAGUACUGAAAAUGCGUUGGAUGGUCCGGAAAAGCGAGAAAUUGUCUGGGUCGAUAUCGCGGAUAAUGACAUUUUUGGAGCCAAAAACUAUAAAAAGGAAAAGGAUGCGAGCAUUUUUGAGCCAGAAUGUGUGGAACGAGGACCACUAGAUGAGGACUGGAUUGAUGAACAUGAUCCGAUCAUGUGCGCCUAUAAGCUUGUCUCCUGUCAUUUCAAAUGGACUGGUCUCCAGCGUAUGGUCGAAAAAACAAUUCAUAAGCAGUAUCCACGUGUCUUUGGUCUGAUGCAUCGUGAUGCCUAUGUGCUUCUGGAUGAAUGGUUCAAUAUGUCAAUGGAAUCGAUUCGUGAGUACGAGGAAGAGACGGCUCAUGUGCUCCGUAAGCAGUUGGCUCAUCCGGAAAAGCGUGGAACCACCUGUGACGAUGAUAACAAUAACAACAAGUGA